Messenger RNA from Saprolegnia parasitica CBS 223.65, 318 nucleotides. RefSeq lists its product as hypothetical. Lineage: Eukaryota; Oomycota; Saprolegniomycetes; Saprolegniales; Saprolegniaceae. The coding region runs from base 1 to 318 and encodes 105 amino acids. The transcript has 2 exons. The record is from RefSeq and is a predicted model, not a curated record.
AUGGCCAGCGUCGUGCUUGCGCUUCUGCUGGGCGCUGCCGCCGCCGACCCGUACCUCGUCGAGUGCUUUUGCAACACGACCGUGACGUCGCAAGUCAGCGUCAUGACGUCAGCGACGGCCGAGAGCAGCACGACGACCGCGGUCUUGACGCUGCCGACCUGCCUCGGGGACGUCUUUGGCACGACCGGCAUUCGGUGGUACGUCAACGGGCCGUUCGACGCCGCGGUCACGUACUGGCCGACCAAGACGGUCGAGUACAACGGCGACCGCGCCGCGAUGCGUCUCAUCCGGCUCGGCUGGUCGACGCCAAAGCGCUGA